Molecule: messenger RNA, 718 nt
Organism: Phlebotomus argentipes
Lineage: Eukaryota; Metazoa; Arthropoda; Insecta; Diptera; Psychodidae
Product: vasotab
Exons: 2
Coding region: 98-367 (89 amino acids)
Molecular function (GO): protein binding
Source: RefSeq, a predicted model, not a curated record
UGGGUAAACUCGCGGGGAUUGACAGUAAAUAAAAAGGCAAUCCAUACAGCGAGCUUAGCCCAUUGUAAAUCCCAAGCGACAGCAGUGAGGAUCGACCAUGAAGUACCUGUGGUGUUUCGCUCUAGUGGCUCUGUUUGCGGCCGUGACCGUUGCCGCUCCAGCUCAGAAGACGAACUUCAAUGAGUGCCUGAAGGCUUGCGGCUACCACUACUCGCCGAUCUGCGCUGGACCCAAGGAGGGCGCCGAGAAGCCCCAGACGUUCGGCAACAUGUGCGCCCUGGAGACCUACAAUUGCGAGCAUAAGUCGGAGUGGGAGGUGAAAUCUCAAGGAGAGUGUCCUGGUGGCGGCGCCAUCCGGCUGCAGUGAUACUAGCAAUUCCCGCAGAUCCAUCCAAAAUUUUCCAGCCUACUCUCUCAACUCUCCUCCAGAUCGAAUUGGAAAUCGAUAAACCGUCUCUCUGACUCACGACAGCGAUCCGUAGAUAAGGUAACUCAAUGUUUCCGUGGCGUCGCCAAACUUAUUGGAUUUAUAGCGAACACCCCCCUAGUCAGUAUCGUUGGAAUGUUUGCAAGACACUGACCGAGGGCAGGCCGGAAAUAAUUAAAGAUUGGCGAACAUACAAUUGCACGAGUUCGAUAGCGUAGUGUCUGUCACUAUCAUGUGUUGUACAUCUCGUUUUUUGAUUUGCGUGAUGAAUAAAGAGCGUCCACCACAAAA